Callorhinus ursinus (northern fur seal) is the source of this 1058-nucleotide messenger RNA. It is a transcript of the gene CABP4, whose product is annotated as calcium binding protein 4. Gene Ontology annotation, biological process: visual perception. Lineage: Eukaryota; Metazoa; Chordata; Mammalia; Carnivora; Otariidae. The record is from RefSeq and is a predicted model, not a curated record. Gene Ontology annotation, cellular component: cytoplasm. Gene Ontology annotation, molecular function: calcium ion binding; calcium channel regulator activity.
AUGGCCACAGACCAGGCGAGGGGGCAGCAUGGCCCAGACCAGGCCCCCGGCCCUCAGAAGCCUCCUGUGGGGGUCAUGCCUUCCAGGAGUGGUGCUGAGGGCCUCCCCUUGACCAGGAAGAGGAGCAAGAAAGAGAGGGGGCUCCGAGGGUCCCGGAAAGGUGCUGGCAGUUCUCAGGAACAGACCCCCAUCCCGGGCCCCGAAGCCCCAGGGAGCAGCAAGAACCCCUCUGGGACUGGAGAAGGACAAGGGGGGACGGGUCCUGCAGCCUCUGGGCCAGCCUCCCGUCGCCAGUCCCACCGGCAUCGCCCCGUCCCCCAGCACGAUGCUGCUCAGAAGACCUACGGGCCCCUACUCAAUCGCAUCUUCGGGAAGGACCGCGAGCUGGGCCCCGAGGAGCUGGAUGAGCUGCAGGCCGCCUUUGAGGAGUUUGACACUGACUGUGAUGGAUACAUCGGCUACCGGGAGCUGGGCGCCUGCAUGCGGACGCUGGGCUACAUGCCCACCGAGAUGGAGCUCAUCGAGGUCUCCCAGCACGUCAAGAUGCGGAUGGGUGGCCGCGUGGACUUCGAGGAGUUUGUGGAAUUGAUGAGCCCAAAGCUGAGGGAGGAGACAGCGCACAUGUUGGGGGUGCGGGAGCUGCGCAUCGCCUUCCAAGAGUUUGACAGGGACAGAGAUGGACGGAUCACAGUGGCAGAGCUGCGACAGGCAGCACCGGCUCUGCUGGGGGAGCCACUGGUGGGUCCUGAGCUGGACGAGAUGCUCCGAGACGUGGACCUCAAUGGGGAUGGCACCGUAGACUUUGAUGAGUUUGUGAUGAUGCUUCUCACCCACUGAGGCUCCAGAAGGGAGAAUGUGUUGCCCCUCUGGCCCCAGGUCAGCAGAGUUCAUGCUGUACACCCUCCCCACGAAGCCCCAGCAUGGAAGAGACCAAGCAGCUCCCAGGCUUCUUCGGACCCUUGGCAACAUCUGGCUGGAAAGUUGCCUUGUGAUGUCACCCACCUACCUACAUCCUCACCUUCCUCCCACCUGAGCUGCCUGGAGGAAACCUGCACCCA